AUGCAAACCAAUACUACCGGCUCUAAGCCAGUCAUCUUUAUUGGUGCAACGGACGCAAUAUGCAGAGAAGCCAUCAGGCUUUUUGUGCAAGCAAGCGACGUGCCAGUUGUCCUCGCAGACGCUGAUGAGGAAGAGCUGCGGACAUUCGCUGCCAAACUACCUGGUAGGAAUGUCACCAUACGAAAGGUGAACCUCUUUGACCCGGAUGAGUUACGAAGCACUAUUGCCGGUGCUGCGCUCGUGAUUCAAGGAGCACAGCCAUACUACCGAACCUCAACACCCGUCCUCACAGCUUGUAUCGAUGCAAAGGUGCCCUAUCUGGACUAUUCCGACGAUUUGAGCAGCACGCAAGCGUCACUCGAUGCACACGAGCAGGCAAAGAGGGAGGGCGUCCCAUGCUACAUCAAUUGCGGCUCAUCCCCGGGCAUGACCAACCUUAUCGCGCUUGACAUUGCCAAAGAACUUGAUACUGUCGAGAGUCUGGAUAUUUGCUGGCUGGUCAGCGAAGAGGGCGGCCAAUUGGGCAGAGAGGUCCUGGAGCACCUGAUGCAUAUCACGGGAGGACCUUGUUUAACCUGGGCCGAUGGAAAGGUCGCGGUCCAUGAGAACUGGGUCGAGACAGCUUAUGCCCCCAUUAUCGCUGGAUCCAACGAUCUUUUCCAUGAAAGUGUCCACCCCGAGCCGGUUACCCUGCCGCGCCGACUCCCAACCGUUCCUCGAAUCCGCACCCUGGGCGCUCUCAGUCCUGCGCCAUUCAACGGCCUUGCCCGAGGUCUGGGCGCCGCCGUCCACUCUGGAGCUCUUUCUAUGGACACAGCUGUCGACUUUCUCGAGGGUAUGCAGAAAAAGACCUCCACCAGCUGGGGCGAGACAGUUGGUGCCAUUACCGCUCAGUUCAGGGGCGGCGACAUUACGCUAAAUCAGCUAUACCAGCUAGCUGCCCAGGGCAUUUCAUCCCUCAAACCAUGGAACCUUGCCCUUUGGGGAAUGAUCAACCAGGUGCGCAAGGGACAAUGCACAUCAGGGGAGGUCCUGAGUUUCUUGGUGGAUUCCGCACGGGGCAAGCAGGCGCCACGUCGUUCGGGGAUCCUCGUUCGAGGCAUUGGCACCCGCAAUGGACACCCUGCUGUCGCCACCAGACGCACGCCCGUCGUCCGAAAGGACUCGUUCAUGGGAGAGAGCAUGGCGACUUCCAUUGGCACAUCUUGUGCCGCUUUUGCCCUGAUGGUGUUGGAUUUGGGCGCCCAGCAGCGGCCCGGUGUCCAAUGUCCUGAAGACUGGGCUGAGCUGGAGACGUUUGUCAAGUCUAUGGAGAGGCUUGGAUGCCCUCGAGAUCAGAUUAUUGAGUUGGUUGAGGGGUAGCUUGGUAGCGACUGGGUUGUGGUAGGCUUCUGGAGAGAAUUAUGGUGGUGAAUUGGCAAAGCUAGUAUCCACUCAAGUUAGGAAUAUAGAAUGUCCUUUGUCUUUGGAUUUCAUGAAGUUGAUCAUUUCCAAUGUGCAUAAACCGUGGUGGGUUUCACAUUUGGAUGUAUG
Molecule: messenger RNA, 1533 nt
Organism: Aspergillus pseudonomiae
Lineage: Eukaryota; Fungi; Ascomycota; Eurotiomycetes; Eurotiales; Aspergillaceae
Product: saccharopine dehydrogenase family protein
Exons: 1
Coding region: 1-1362 (453 amino acids)
Source: RefSeq, a predicted model, not a curated record